Messenger RNA from Cuscuta europaea, 4079 nucleotides. The record is from the annotation of a GenBank genome assembly. Lineage: Eukaryota; Viridiplantae; Streptophyta; Magnoliopsida; Solanales; Convolvulaceae.
UUUUUUAAACCCAUCAAAUAAAAUAAGAGACCGAUCCAUCUGCGCUCUUUUUCCCUUCCGUCUGCGCUGAAUCCGUCUUUGCGCUCUUCUUCCCUUCCGUCUUCAAUCGGCCGCACGUCAAUCUUCCCGCCAGCCUAGCUCUGCUACGAAGCUUAUGUAUGUGGCAAUAGUGACAAGAAAACUGAGUCUCUUUGUUCAAACACCAUGGAUAGUGGAAAGGAUCUGUCGCACAAGUCACACAGGAAGCCACAAUCUGGCCCUUCUGCUGCGAAGAAGAAAUCCAAGUCAGAUGAAAAUAAAACACAGAUAAAUCCUAAGGGUAACACUAAAUCCAUAAAAGGAAAGAGGCUGCAAGCCAGAAACACUGAAAAAGAGCAGCGUAGACUUCAUGUUCCGACAAUUGACCGCUCCACUGGGGAGCCAGCUCCAUAUGUUGUCGUAGUUCAAGGACCACCGAAGGUUGGAAAAUCACUUCUGAUAAAGUGCCUCAUCAAGCACUACACAAAACAAAAUUUAACAGAAGUUCAUGGCCCUAUCACAAUUAUAUCAGGUAAGCAAAGGCGUCUGCAGUUUGUGGAGUGUCCAAAUGAUAUCAAUGGCAUGAUUGAUGUUGCUAAGUUUGCGGAUUUAGCAUUGCUUCUCAUUGAUGGAAACUAUGGGUUUGAAAUGGAGAGUUUCGAGUUCCUUAAUAUAAUGCAAAAUCAUGGGUUUCCUAAAGUUAUGGGUGUUCUUACACACUUGGACAAAUUCAAAGAUGCAAAGAAACUCAGGAAAACAAAACAAAAAUUAAAGCAUCGGUUCUGGACAGAGAUAUACGAUGGAGCUAAACUAUUCUAUUUGUCUGGUCUUAUUAAUGGAAAGUACGCUUCUCGUGAAGUACACAAUCUUGCAAGGUUUAUAUCUGUUAUGAAGUUUCCUCCAUUGUCAUGGAGACAGUCCCACCCUUACAUAUUGGUUGACCGUUUUGAAGAUGUAACUCCUCCAGAAAAAGUACGAAUGAAUAAUAAGUGUGACAGGAAUGUUACUUUGUAUGGUUAUCUGCGUGGUUGUAACCUGAAGAAGGGAACAAAGGUGCAUAUUGCUGGUGUUGGCGAUUACGAUAUGGCUGGUGUUACAGCCCUACCUGACCCUUGUCCACUACCAAUGGCGGCCAAGAAAAAGGGCUUAAGGGACAAAGAGAAGUUGUUUUAUGCUCCAAUGUCUGGAUUAGGGGACCUUCUUUAUGAUAAAGAUGCUGUCUACAUUAACAUAAAUGAUCACUUUGUGCAAUUCUCUAAAGUAGAUGAUGCAAAUGGUGGUGUGACAAGAAAAGGGAAGAAACAUGAUGUGGGGGAAACUUUAGUUAAAUCACUCCAGAAUACAAAAUAUUCAAUUAAUGAAAAGUUGGAGCAGAGUUUUAUCUCUUUAUUUGGAAAAAAGCCCAACGCAUCAUCUGAGUCUCAACCUCAACCUCAACCUCAAGCUCAAGAAGUCGCACCAGAUCAAGAAACGAUUACCCAUAAUGUAGAUGAAUCUGAGUGUUUAGAUGGAGAAGAAAUCUCUGAUGAAGAAAAUGAUAUGUUGGAUAAAGUAAAUGAUACUGGAUCAGAGCAACUCCCCACAUCCAAUAAUGGGUUUAGAGAGCAGAUUGAUUUCCAUGAUGGAAGGACGAGGAGAAAAGCUAUUUUUGACGAUGACGAUGAUCUGGAUGCUGAGGAUCAGGAAGACAGUGAAGAACUAGAUGAAGAAGAAUGUGACGAUUCGGAUAAUUUUAAUGAGACAGAUGAAGAGUCUUUGCCUGAUGAAACUGACCAACACUUGCUGCAACAUCCUGCAAAUGAGGGAGAAGAUUUUUUUAGAGUUGAGAAUGAGUUGGGAAAUGCUUCAAGAUGGAAAGAGUCCUUAGCAGAACGAGCCUCGUCACGACAGAAUAUUAAUCUUAUGCAACUUGUAUAUGGGAAAACUGAGGCGAGCUCAACUAUUGCUUUUGAUAUUGAACAAAUUAGUGAAGAUGAUGAAAGCGAGGAUGAUCAAUUCUUUAAGCCAAAAGGGGAAGGGAAGAAGAAAGGGAAAAAUGUACUGUACGAUAGUCUGGAUGCUGAGGAUUGUUCAAAAUUCAUCAACCACUCAAUUGAGAAAAACUGGAAGGAUGAAGAUUCAAUUGAGAGUAUUCGUAAUCGUUUUGUCACCAAAGGAUGGUCAAGAGAAGCUGCUGCCGGUGUGUCGACAAAUGGUGUCCGUGAUGACAACGAUGAUGAAGUAUUUGGUGAUUUUGAAGAUUUGGAAACUGGACAGGAAUACAAGAGUCAAGAACUAAGAAGCAACAUAUCUGCUAAAAUUGAUGGAGGGGAAGAAGAAGAAGCUAAGAAGCGAAUGCUCAAAAAGUUGGCUCUUCGUGCCAAAUUCGAUGCUCAAAUUGAUGAUCCAGAAUCAGCUGACGAAGGCAAUGAUGAUAAACCUGGAGCUGAUUCUCGCGAUCAAGCCAGUGGGUCUGGAUACUUUGAUAAGUUAAAGGAAGAAGUUGAACUUAGAAAGCAACUAAAUAUAGCUGAACUAAAUGAACUUGAUGAUGCCACCCGGAUAGAAAUAGAAGGUUUCAGAACUGGGAUGUAUCUUAGGCUUGAGGUUCAUGAUGUUCCCUUUGAGAUGGUUGAGUAUUUUGAUCCUUGUCAUCCUGUUCUAGUUGGAGGGCUUGCUAUUGGUGAGGAAAGUGUUGGAUACAUGCAGCUUCGGAUAAAGAGGCACCGGUGGCACAGGAAAGUAUUGAAGACAAGAGAUCCAAUAAUUGUUUCUAUGGGAUGGAGGCGUUACCAAACAACUCCAGUUUAUGCUAUUGAGGACCUGAAUGGUCGCUGUCGUAUGCUUAAGUACACGCCUGAACACAUGCACUGUCUUGCCAUGUUUUGGGGUCCUCUGGCCCCACCCCGCACUGGAAUGAUUGCUGUCCAGAAAUUAUCAAACAAUCAGGCAGAUUUUAGAAUUACAGCGACUGGGACCGUGCUAGAGUUCAAUCAUGCUGCACGGAUAGUGAAAAAGAUCAAGCUAGUUGGUUACCCAUGUAAAAUUUUCAAGAAGACAGCACUUAUUAAGGACAUGUUCACUUCAGAUCUUGAAAUAGCCAGGUUUGAAGGUGCAGCUAUUCGAACUGUUAGUGGAAUCCGUGGGCAGGUUAAAAAGGCUGCCGGAGAGGAGAUUGGUAACCAAGCUAGAAAAAAGGGUGGUCUUGCCAAAGAAGGGAUUGCUAGGUGCACCUUUGAGGAUAGGAUUCUGAUGAGUGACAUUGUUUUCUUGCGUGCUUGGACACAAGUUGACGUCCCUUGUUUUUUCAAUCCGUUGACUACUGCAUUGCAGCCACGCGAUAAGACCUGGGAAGGAAUGAAAACUGUUUCUGAGUUGAGGAGAGAGAACAACCUGCCAGUACCACUCAACAAGGACUCUUUGUAUAAGCCAAUUGAUAGAAAGCCGAAAAAGUUCAACCCGUUUGUUAUUCCCAAAUCGGUACUAGCGGAUCUCCCCUUCUCUUCAAAACCAAAAGAUAUUCCAGCUCGGAAGAGACCAACACUGGAAAAAAGAAGGGCAGUUGUGAUGGAACCUAAUGAGAAGAAGCUGCAACGGGUUCUUCAACAUCUCCGUCUUAUUAGGAGUGAGAAGGUUAAAAAGCGUAAACUCAAAGACCAAGAGAAAAAGAAAGCAGCUGAGGUGGAGAGGGCCAAGGAAGAACAAGUCUUGAAGAGGCGCAGGAGGGAGGAACGGCGAGAAAGGUACCGUGAGCAGGACAAACGGCAGAAUAAAAGGCCCCGGAGAGACUAGUUUCCCUUUACCCCUCUUAAGUCACCAUAGAGUAAAGAGAGGAGGGAGUAGGAAAUCAAAACAAACUUCCAAUGGUGUUUCUGUAAAUUGGAAGUUUACAACAUCCUUGAAGAAGGAAUAUGUAUCAAUUUUGAUUGGACUCGGUACACCCUUUUUCCCUAUCAUCUCCUAUAAACAUCUUAUUCACUUAUUGUAUCCCUUUAUUUCUCCACAGGAACUUGUGUUAUAUUUAAUAAUCACUCCGUCUCGUUGAAAGAUUCUCACUUUUCUUGUUUGAGUGUCCCAUUUAA